Messenger RNA from Protobothrops mucrosquamatus (brown spotted pit viper), 4641 nucleotides. RefSeq names its product caveolin 1 (gene CAV1). Gene Ontology annotation, molecular function: transmembrane transporter binding; molecular adaptor activity; protein kinase binding. The coding region runs from base 101 to 637 and encodes 178 amino acids. Gene Ontology annotation, biological process: negative regulation of protein tyrosine kinase activity; negative regulation of endothelial cell proliferation; caveola assembly. The transcript is spliced from 3 exons. NCBI's taxonomy places the organism in Eukaryota, Metazoa, Chordata, Lepidosauria, Squamata, Viperidae. Gene Ontology annotation, cellular component: caveola; cytoplasmic vesicle; Golgi apparatus. The record is from RefSeq and is a predicted model, not a curated record.
AAUCGUGUGUGCUGCCAGCGUCAGGUCCCGUCCCUCUUCGGAUCCUGCCAUUUAUCCAUCAGAAACAUUUCUGCAGCGCCUCGAGCCAGCCCAAGACAGCAUGUCUGGGAGCAAAUACGUAGAUUCAGAGGGUUUUCUCUACACGGGGCCUAUCCGGGAGCAAGGCAACAUCUACAAGCCCAACAACAAGGUCAUGGCUGACGAACUUAGCGAGAAGGAGUUCCAGGACGUCCACACCAAAGAAAUCGACUUGGUUAACCGGGACCCCAAGCAUCUCAACGACGAGGUAGUGAAGAUUGACUUUGAAGAUGUGAUUGCCGAACCUGCAGGAACCCACAGUUUCGAUGGGAUCUGGAAGGCCAGUUUCACCACCUUCACUGUGACAAAAUACUGGUUUUAUCGCUUAUUGUCUGCAAUCUUUGGCAUUCCCAUGGCUCUUAUCUGGGGAAUUUUUUUUGCCAUUUUGUCAUUCUUCCAUAUCUGGGCUGUGGUGCCGUGUAUCAGAAGCUACCUAAUUGAGAUCCAGUGCAUUGGCCGAGUUUAUACUAUCUUUAUCCAUACCUUCUGUGACCCAUUCUAUGAGGCUGUUGGCAAAAUGCUGAGCUCUAUCAGAGCAACAGUACGAAAGGAAGCAUAAAUGACAUUUCAAGGAGCUGAAGAAUGAGGGGUUUUUUUCCCCUUUCAUAUUUUGGUGCCAGUCUCAAGGCUGCCAUAAAUUAAUAAAAUGACCGGCACUUAACAGCAUCACUCAAAAAACAACAACAAUCAACUUGAAUGCAGCAAAUAAUUUCUUUUUAACUUUCUUUGCUACUUAAUCCCUCCUGGAUUUAUGCUAUUCACUCUUUUCAGGAGGAAAGUCCAUUUGCAUUAAACAAACACAAACAAAUUAAAUAGCUGCUCGUCCAUUUUACCUGCUUGUUGUUUUGCUGACCUGUAUUGUUCUGCUUACCCCUUCCAUUCAUUUGUUGCAAGUUAAACUCACUGAUUAUAAUGCAGAACUGCAAAUAUGCUUUCCAGCACUAUCACACUGCUCUUCAUUUUACUGUGAGUAAAAGCGGUAUAAAAGCUACUGCAGCAUAAUGUACAUGGCAACAAGCUGGCAGAUGUCAACAGAAUGUUCCUUUUAUAGAUGUAUUGUCAGAUGACUGUAGCGUUUUACUGUAGUGACCAUAUCUAAUUGCCACACACAGAUUUAAAGAAAUGACUACUGUAACAUAUGUGCUGAGAGAAAGAAAUCAAGUGUCUUUAAAAAGACAAAGCUUUCAAUUCAAACAACUAGGCAUGUUGACAAAAAGCUGUUAGUGCUGCUUCUGUCUUAUUUUGUAGUCCCAUGACAGAUUAUUUGGAUUAUAAAUAUAUAAUAUAUGUCACUAAGAGAAAUUGUAAGGGGUGACCUUAGGCUUUUCUUUAACCAAAGAAUUUAUGAAAUCCUGAUGACACUUGCGUGAGAAGAAUGGACCCUUUUCCUUGAGGUCUUCUUAACUAGGAAUGACAGGAUCUAAACAAAGAGCUUUUUAGAAAUACUACACAAUUUUAUCUCUGAACAAAGACUUCUAAAAAUUUCAAUAUAUAAAUCAAAAGUCAAGAUAGGAAUAUGGUUGGAUUUAUUUUCUGAAAAUGUUUCCAUCAAAAAAAUCCUUAUGGCAUGCACAUACUGAAAGUUAAUUUAUCCCUAGAUUAAAAUAAAAAGGACACUAUUGUAUUUAAUUUUUUAGCAUCAUUCUUAAAUACAUAUGUUCUAAUUAAUUUAAACAAAACUUACUACAAAAGGACUAAUUGUUCUCUUAAAAGUAGAUAGCAAGGUAGAUACAAAUUGUUUUGAAUCAUGCCAACUAUAAACUGGGUUUGUAAGAGUGAUUUGGCCGUUUUCUAUGAAGGACAGCUUUAAAUCAAAUUCAUUAAAUCUAAGCAAGUCCCCAGUGUGCUAGUCCAGUUUAUACAUUGCCAACUUUUCCCUAAUCAUACAAGUGUUUUGGGCAGCACUAUGUUAUGGUUCACUGUUACCCUCCCCCCUUUUAAACUGAGCUGUACAUAAUUCAAGGAACCUUCCUGGUGCAUAAAACUCUCUGAAAAAUACAGAAAAAAAGCAUUUAUAGCAUUAUUUAAUAUUGUGAUGUAGAAUCUUUACUGUCACCAUGGUGACAAUGAAGUGAGAGAAUAGCUUCAAUGGUUUUGUUUGAAUGUGCUGGUUUUUUUAUAGCUAUUAACCAGGAUGAGCUUUCUUAAAUAUAAACUGAGGAAUUUCAAAAUUUGUUCUGCUUUUGUUAGAAACUAGUUACAAGGAAGGCUUACUUGGAUCUUGAGUAUCUAGAAUAGGUUCCAGGUACAGUCCUAGCAUAAUUAACAAUAAUGCCCUGGCUAGUUUUUUUAAACUGAUUGCUUCAGCCUGUCUAUUUUUACAGUGCCAAGCCUAAGCAUAUUCACUAAGGGAUUGGUAUCCAUCAACUGAAGGAGGCAAGUGCUGAUCCCAUGCUUAUCUGAACUGGAUCUCAAACGGCACUUUUCUUCUCCCCCACAGUUGCCCCUGUAAAAUAAAAAUAAAAAUCCACUCAUAUCUCCUCGACACUUCAUCCUGCUACAUGAUAGGCCCAGUCCUGAAGAGGACCUCUUCAUGGUAAUUGAAACUAACAUUAUACCAGAAUUGCUUGGAUAGUCUGUAUAUGCCUUCCUUUUUGCAAAUCCAGGUUUUACUAAGAGUGACCUUGGUGUCCUUCAUUAAGUUACAUUUCUACUAUUUUAGGUAAUUAGCUAAUUAGAUUUAUCUUUCAUGUGCAUUGAUACAGAAUCAUAGCAGCCCAUUAUUUUGAAUAAAUGAUGAGCAUUUUAUUGACAAUAGGCAAUUGUUGCAGUAGAUAGAGGUGUAGCAUCAUUUUUUCUUUUAUUAGUCUCCUAUGCUAACAGUAUACACACACACACAUACACAAGUGCAAGUAGGUAUCACUUCGGUUGGAAGGUAACAGUGCUCUGUGAUGUCAUGCUGGCUACAUGACCACGGAAAUGUCUUCAGACAAUGCUGGCUCAAUGGCCUUGAAUCGGAGAUGAAUACCACCCCCUAAAAUCAGCAAUGACUAGCAGAGUAAAAUCCACAGGGACUCCUUUACCUAUGCUAAUAGUAUAGAGGCUGAAAAAAUCCAGAAGAGAACAUUACAUACCACAUUAUUUCAAGAAAACUGUGUGGACAUAUGAAACUGAACUUCAGAAUGUCUUUAUUUGUACAAUAUAUGAUAUAUAUUCAACAGUAUUUUGACUAAUAUUUUAUUGCUUGAAAAAUGCAAUGUGCCAAUGAUGGCAUUUAUUUAUUGGCUUCAUAGGGGUCAAAAGUCAGUCCCAUAUUUUGGAUUACCUAUUCAGAAAUCACAUUAAUUUACUAGAAGUAGCUAUUGAUAACAGUAAUUUAGUCAAUGAAACAAAUAGUGAGCACAGCAGAUUCACUUUCCAUUCUCUCAGAAAAAGUGUCUUAUCAUUUCAUUUAGGUUUGAUCUCCCAAUGCUUUAGUCAGUUCUUUCUAGUAUGUAAUCUACACUUAACAAAGUUUAUCUCCCAACUAAACUUUGUGGGGAGUGAAAUAAUCUUUCCUAAACUAUUACACUUAGCAUGUUUUAAACUCUUACUUCCCAUAAAUUCCAGCCCCUAGAAUGCUGGUUAGGAAUUAUGGAAACUGAAGUUCAGGAGUUGAGGACAUCAAGCUAUGGAACACUGGUAUGGAAUAUGGAAAUAAUAGUGUUUAUUCAUAUAUUUUGCUCAAAAAUGGUUAAUAUAAAAUGUAUUCAUUUCAUGAAAGAGAAAAAGGGUGUGGUUGAAUAUGUAGUCCAGACCAUUAAGAUCAGCUUGAAAUCACAUGAAGUAAUGAGAAUGUAAUUAUAUACAGUUUGCUCAAUAAAUGUAAAGUAGCAAAAACUUUGUUGGCCAAGAAAUUAGUACAGGAGCCCUGGUAGUGCAGUGGUUAAAAUAUCAGUAUUGUAAGCAAACUCUGACCACAGCCUAGAGUUCGAUCCUGACAGAGCUCAAGGUUGACUCAGUCUUCCAUCUUUCCAAGGUCAGUAAAAUGAGAACCCAGAUUGUUGGGGGCAAUAUGCUGACAUUAUAAACCGCCCAGAGACUACUGUAAAGCACUAUGGUGCGGCAUAUAAGUCUAAGUGCUAUUGCUACAAGUGCUGUAGAGUAUUACUCAGGAGCAAUUCCGUAUAAAAUUUCAAUCAGCUUUCAGUACUGUAACUCUAAACACUACCAUAGUAGACAUUUUAUAAAAGUGCUUUUUUGUGUUUUGAACACAAGUUUUUGAAAUAUAAAUAACUUUAUAUGUUUUCCUUUUGCAUUUAAAACAUACACUGGUCUGGCCAUAAUUUUUAUAAUGUACAUAAAUGAGAUAUAUUAUUUAGAUAUAUAUCUAUAUAUGUUGUAAUACAACAACAUCAUACUUUUGGUGAGAAUGUAAACAUAGUUUAAUUUUAUAUAAUUAAAAAAACACUUUGAAAUAUAUUGUCUAGAAUGGUAUAUUCAGAAAGUGCAUUCCAAAGCAGAUAACAUUAUUGAUCCAAGAUACUCACAUAUGCUUACAAGAUGUAACUGGCAUUUUUUUAUUCUGCAUGUUCAAUAGCCAUGGUUACAAUCUGCACAAUAAAAGCUGUUUUAAUACAAACA